Molecule: messenger RNA, 1287 nt
Organism: Zychaea mexicana
Lineage: Eukaryota; Fungi; Mucoromycota; Mucoromycetes; Mucorales; Lichtheimiaceae
Product: Alpha/Beta hydrolase protein
Exons: 6
Coding region: 338-1180 (280 amino acids)
Source: RefSeq, a predicted model, not a curated record
GGUGGAUCCACGGUCAGGCUUGAGAAGCUGGCGGUGCCUGAAUAUCUGCCACGCACUUGAGUUGCGGGGUUUGGUAUAAAAGCAAGCACUCACUUUUUCUGUUCUCCUGGUUCCUGCCUUUGUUUCUAGUACUUUUUGACAUUUCAAAGACGUUUGUAAUAAUGGCACCAUCUUCGACGUUGGUUGAAAAAGGCUAUGUUGACGUGGCAAAGAAUGGCCGCGAAUCAAAACCUGUAAAUAUUUACUAUGAAAAGCAUGGCAAUGGGCCUGAAAAAGUUCUCCUCGUAAUGGGUAAAUCUCUAGCUUCUCUCUUGUUCUUACUUCAUGCAGCCCGUAUAUGGACCUCAAUUUUCUGCUUUGUACUGUAAUGGUUUCUGUAGGUCUUGCUACUCCAUGUGCAGCAUGGGACUUUCAGGUUGAUCACUUGGCUCGUAGUGGCAAAUAUACAGUAGUGAUUUUCGAUAACCGUGGCAUGGGUCAUUCUGAUUCGCCAAUGGGUCUGUACUCAACUUCACAAAUGGCUCAAGACACCCUUAUCCUACUUGAUCAUUUGAAUUGGACCUCGCACGUGCACGUGAAUGGCGUUUCUAUGGGAGGCAUGAUUUCUUUGGAGUUGGUGGAUGCCGCACCCGCCCGAUUUGCUUCCUUGACGUUGACCAGCACUACCGCAAAGCGAAAUAUACCCACCUGGGCAGCCAUUUCUGCAUUAUCCCGGAUUACCUUAUUUUAUAGCGACCCACGCGACAAGCUGAAUGCAGCCAUGGAGCUAGUGUAUCCCGAAGCAUGGCUUUCACAGAAACCAGAGAACCCGGUCAAAGCUGAGGAGUACGGUACCAAUCGAGAAAUGGCGACUGCCAACUUUAUCAGUCAUGUACGGCGGUCAAAACUACAGCCAUUGCAUGGUAACUUGGCCCAGACUGCCGCAUGCUUACGACACUCGUUUUCAGAUGCUCGCUUGCUGAAAAUCAAACAGAAUGGGCUGCCCGUGCUGGUCGUAACAGGCACGUGGGAUAACUUGGUUCGUCCUCAGUACUCGUAUCACCUAAAGAAGGUCCUGGAUCCUCGGUUUGAAUUGUUUGAAGGAAGUGGCCAUGCUAUCCCUGAAGAACAACCCGAUCGUUAUAAUGCUUUAAUUGAUGAGCACUUCACUCGUGCUUCUCUCAAAGCGGCUAAAUUGUAAUAGUGCUUAAUAAUAAUAAUGAUAGUAGUAGUAGUAGUAGUAGAAAUAGUGGCCAUUAGGUUUCACUUAUAAUGUAUUAUAAUUGAAGAUAUAUCGUGACAUUUAUU